CUCCUGCCUUGUGUCUGUGAGCUCCCAGUCCUGCCUGCCUAGCCUGUGCCUCUCUCUGACUCCCAGUCUCACUGAGUCUCUCACUCUCCAGCCACAAUGCAAACAACCAGGCACUCUACAUACUCUGUGCAAUCCUCUAGGAGCAGGGCCCCUGCUAUUUCAGUGACCCGCACCUCUGCUCCCGUCUACAGGGCCUCCAGCAUCCAUGGAGGUGCCGGCGGGGCAAACAUCAGCGUCUCCUCCGGUAGCUUCCGCGGAGGCAUGGGAGCCGGCAUGGGAGUGGGAUCCAGCGGCGGAGGGUUCUCCAGCAGCGUCCAGGUGAGCGGGAACAGCGCAGACAUCAUGGGCAAUGAGAAGUUCGCCAUGCAGAACCUGAACGACCGCCUGGCCAACUACCUGGAGACGGUGAGGAACCUGGAGCAGGCCAACCACAAGCUGGAGAUUAAGAUCAAGGAGGCCCUGGAGAAGAGCGGACCGGACUUCAGAGACUACAGCAAGUACCAGGCCAUCCUGGACGACCUGAGGAAGAAGGUGUUUGAUGCCACCUCAGACAACGCCCGCCUGGUUCUCCAGAUCGACAACGCUCGCCUGGCAGCUGAUGAUUUCAGAGUGAAAUAUGAGUCCGAGCUCGCCAUCCGUCAGUCCGUGGAGGCAGACAUCGUCGGUCUGAGGAAACUCAUCGAUGACACAAACAUGAGCCGCAUGAACCUGGAGAGCGAGAUCGAGGCCCUGAAGGAGGAGCUCAUCCACCUCAAGAAGAACCAUGAAAAUGAAGUCAUGGAGCUCCGCAACCAGAUCGCCCAGUCAGGAGUCCACGUUGACGUCGACGCCCCUAAAGGACAGGACCUGGCUCAAAUCAUGGCAGAAAUCAGGGCCAAGUACGAGAAAAUGGCAAAGAAAAACCAGGAAGAACUCAAAGCAUGGCACGAAUCUCAGAUCACAGAAGUCCAGAGCCAGGUCGCCCAGAACACAGAGGCCCUGAAGGGUGCACAGACGGAAGUGAACGACCUACGCCGACAGGUCCAGACCCUGGAGAUCGAGCUGGAGUCACAGAAGAGCCUGAAAGCGUCUCUGGAGGGCACGCUGAGGGACACAGAGAUACGCUACAACAUGGAGAUUGAAUCUCUCAACAGCAUCAUCCUGGGGCUGGAGGCAGAGCUCACACAGCUGCGUAACAACAUCCAGCUUCAGACGCAGGAGUACGAGGCCCUGCUCAACACCAAGAUGAAGCUGGAGGCCGAGAUCGCCACAUACAGACGGCUGCUGGACGGGGAAGACUUCUCGCUCCAGGAAGCCCUGGACCAGAAGACCGUGAAGACCAAAGUCAUGACGGUCACACAGACCCUGGUCGACGGGAAGGUGGUGUCCUCCAGCACAGAAACCAAGAACCUUUAAAAGACAAGCAGCAGCCUCCUCAUACUCCCAACGUCAACUAUCACUGCAUCAUAACAUUAACAAAUGAUUGGCCUAAACCAGUAAUUUCCACUUUAGUGGGCUCUGCUCUCUUUAGUCAAACGGCGCUAACAGUAAAAGUCUCCGCCAUCGUAGUUUGACCUCCAGCUCGUACAGGCUGAUGAGAAAACUGGACCAGAGGAAAACAAAGUCAUCUUUUAUUUAUUUCAUCAUGGUUUAUUUAUGUGUUCGGCGUCAGGUGUUUACGAGGGUUUCAAAUCAGAGAAAUGUGAACUUUAUCAGUCAAACUAAUUAAAGACAUUUUAUAACAUUUCUAAAGUUAAAGAAGACUCCAAUUUAAACUUUUUUUUUCAUCAUCUUUGGUUUUCUUUCUGUCCAGUUAAAUCUACCUGAUGUGCUGUGAUGCUCAGACAUUCCAAUAAAGAUCUUCCAUGAAAUAA
Molecule: messenger RNA, 1853 nt
Organism: Cheilinus undulatus (humphead wrasse)
Lineage: Eukaryota; Metazoa; Chordata; Actinopteri; Labriformes; Labridae
Gene: krt18a.1
Product: keratin 18a, tandem duplicate 1
Exons: 7
Coding region: 97-1395 (432 amino acids)
Biological process (GO): intermediate filament cytoskeleton organization
Cellular component (GO): keratin filament
Molecular function (GO): structural molecule activity
Source: RefSeq, a predicted model, not a curated record